AUGGCCAAGCAGCAAGUUGAGAAUUUUGUCGGCGAUGCGUUGAAGGCUGUUGUGGAGAUGGACUCAGAUCUCAAGAGGGAUUUGAGGGCAGUGAAGGAUAAGAUUAAAGGAGGGAUUACGGAAGUAAUUAAGCAGUUGCACGUUUAUGAGUUGAGUGAUAAAGUGACUCAGGAUUUGGGGACGUUGAAGCAAAAGAUUAAAAGGCUUGGCGAUGAUGGUGAAGUGAAUGGUCUUGUAAGUGGGCAGUUGGCUGAGCUUAAUGAUCAGAAAACUGAUCUAGACAGGCUUGCUGGUAAUACUGGCAGAAUUAAGACGGAGAUGGACAACCUUACAACUCAUUUUGAAAGAGAGAUCAAGACUCCGCUUAACGAAAGGGUCAAAGCAGUUGACUCGGCGAUUGAGACGCUUGGAGGGAAGUUUAAAGAGCUGAACUCAGAUGAGCAAAAGAAACUUGAAAAGAUUUUCGAGCAUAUUAAAGAUAGGGUUGCGGCAAUUAAGGGGACGGCGGGAAACGGAAGUUGGGAUAACUCAGGUGGCCAAGGCCUGGAAGGGAUUAAGAGUAAGGUGGAGAGUUAUUUUAACAACUUCACCGGGAGUAACGGUACCAUGUUUAACCAAAUUGUGAAAGGCUGGAUUGAAGAGACUAUUUUGCCGUACAAUGGCGCGCUGUUGAGGAUGCUUGGGAAAUCUCCGGCUUACAAGAAGGAUGGUGAUAGUAACAUCACCAACGUCGCAAAUGCUUUCAAGGAACAGCUUGAGAACGACGCAACUGCAGCCGGUAAAAAGGUUGUAGACGGAAACAAUGGCGCUGACGGCGACGCUCAAAAGAUUCAUGCAUACGUCAAUGCUGUGAAACAAGGUUGCGACGCGUUCGCCGAUGCGCUUGAUAAGAAGCUGCAUAAUAAUGGGUUCAGUGGAAUAUACUCCGAGGUCAAGCAGAAGAUGCAGGAUAACAGUUUCAAACCCACAAAAUGCAUCUGCGAGAGCGUAGGCUGCGCAAACUGCGGUUGGAACAGCCACGGAACCGAUUGUAAGGAAAAGGCUUUCCUCGCUGCCGUCCUCUGCACACUCUCCUCUGUCUCCCGCCAGGUCGGCAACGAACUGAAUUCAGUGCUGCUCGCCGGCGAAAAGGAAAACAGCAUCGCGGGAAUCCUGGACGCAGUGUACGAGAAAACCAGGGAGUUUCACAAUCAGCUUGACCAGGCGACUACCCCUGACCCUCCCACCGACCCUCCCGAAAGCCCCGCCCAAGCCGUGGACGGUAAGUUGGAGGCGGUGAGGGAUUUCGUAGGAAAAGACAAGCUUACCGGUAUUUUUUAA
This is a messenger RNA of Babesia ovata, 1320 nucleotides long. RefSeq names its product Extracellular matrix-binding ebh, putative. Bases 1 to 1320 code for a protein of 439 amino acids. The record is from RefSeq and is a predicted model, not a curated record. NCBI's taxonomy places the organism in Eukaryota, Apicomplexa, Aconoidasida, Piroplasmida, Babesiidae. The transcript has a single exon.